AUGUCGCUCAACGGCCUAGACAAUUCCGAGGUCUUGGACGCAUUCCAGGCUGCCGGUGCCGAACCUGGAGGCUGGUUUCUGCUCAAAUACACCAGCCGUGACCAAGUUGAACUCCUCAGCACUGGUGUAGGUGGGAUUGUUGAGCUCCGUACUAGCAUCGAGGAAUACGACGACGAGAGCCCAUUGUACGGAUACAUCAAAUAUCGCCGUCGCAAUGUCGUCCUCAAAUACCUUCCUGAAGAUUCUUCUCGCUUGAUUCAAGCUCGCGUGGCCGUGCACUUCAACUUUGUCUGCGAGCGAUUCUCACCAUACCAUACCAUUUUUGAAUUUGACUCUGCCACCGCCCUCACUGAUACUAAGCUCUCCGCCGCCUGUUCUCUACAUACCGCCUCAGGCUCGACUGCCUCCUCCACUAGCUCUCGUAAGAAGCGUCUAGUCGAAAUUGCCGAGGAGGAUGAAGACGACCAACCUGCUUCCAAGCGCAAGUCCGUCACCGCCGAUGCCCUCCCGCCCAAGACGCCCAUCGAACCAAGUUGGAACCUGGAUCCCGUUACCCUAAACGCCGACUUGGCUUCCUCACCCGAGCAAAGCAAAUUCUCCGCCCAAGAUACCACCGAGCCUCCUACUUUUAUCGGUGUCGAUGGGCGUCCCUCCACCUCGGAUUCUCACGACCGCAGCCUAUCUAGCUCGUCAUCAUAUCCCCAUGGCAAACCCAAGGUCAAGCUUGGCCCCCGACCUUCUCUUGACGUUAACGUCCGUCCUCAGACUGCUGGCAAUUUUAGACCUGUAUCCGCUAUUCCCGCAGGGUAUAAGCUUUUCGGCAAGGGCGGCAAGAGAACCAAAAGCCGCGAGAGCAACAACCUCGUCUCUCCACAGGAAGAAAUUGCUAGCAUGGAUUUCGGUGUUGCCGAGGGUGACGAUGCAUCCAAGGAAAACACCGAUCCUGCCUUGACCUCUUCCGAGACCGCCCUCAAGCCCACAAAGAAAAUUUCACCCGAAAAGGCACGACUCAAAAAGGCGAUGCAGCUGCGCGAGAAGAAGCGAUUGGCUGCUGAAAAGGCUGCUCAGGAACAAGGCGACAAUGUCGCCCCCGACGUCGUUGAAGCUGAAGCGGAACCUGCUGAACAUGUCCACGUUGAUAAUGUCGAAUCAAUUAAAUCUGCGGCCGAUCAUGGCCAUGGCCCCGUCGAAACUCUCGCCAGCGAAACCACCGAUGUUUUUGUCGAUGCCCACUCUAACACCUCUCUCGCCGACCAGGCCUCCGAGGCCACUGCCACAGACUCCCAUCCACCAAGCCCGGCCUUGGGCGACUCGGAGACGGCUCACUCAACAAGAGCUUCGUCCAUUUCCGAAAACACCGAAGAGACGAUUCAGGAAAAAGAAGAAGCUGGUGAAACGACCCCGCAGCAGAAAGAAGCUGACGCACUGGCCGAGGUUGCUGCUCUACCUGAAAAGGACCUGACGCAUAUGACGACGCAAGAUCACAUCAAGGCUACUGAGGUUGCCCUCUUUGGCUCUUCGAGUCUAGAUGCUGACGCUACCGAGGAACCCGUCGCCAUUCCGAUAUCCAGAUUUUCGACCAAUAAUUCUGCUUCCUUGCCAGUCGAAGAGCCUGCGGAACCAUCCACUGACAAGGACAAGGAGGGGGCCAAGGAAGAAGAGCAGCACGCCGGUGAGCCGGUAGGCCAGGCUGUUCCCCCUCAAGUGUCUGCUCAGGACCUUCUCGCCGCCACUCGUGCAGCUGCGGAGCCAUGUAUCGAGACUUCUACUGCAGAGCCCAUUCAGAGCCCCCUCUCUACUGAUGCGCUCGCCACAUUUGGUGAGACUGUAUCGCUUGAUGCCAAAUCCGAGAUUAAAGAAAGUACUACGGAGGCGAAGGCGCAGGAAAGCAGCAUCGCUCUGUCCGAGAAGGAGGCCGCUGAGCCUGAGGAGAAGACUGCCGAGUCCAAGAAGGAGACCGCCGAGUCCAAGAAGGAGACCAACGAGUCCAAGAAGGAGACCAACGAGUCCAAGAAGGAGACCAACGAGAUUGAAAAGGAGAAGCGCAAGGGACUGGUCGAACCCAUUCAGACAACUGGAAUCGACAAGCAGGUCAACCAGAACCGAACGUCUACUGCCACUGCCGUGCUUGAGGUGGCUGACGCCAAGUCAACCAUGAUCGCGACGCCAGUCACCCCUGUCACGCCCGAAGGUGGCCUCGCGACACUGCCUCUCUCCACCAAAACGACGCCGCAGCCGUUUGCUGCCAGAACCGUCUCUAACCCUGUCCGUAGUAGUUUGAUGCCGCCCCCCGAUGCUAGCCAGUCUUCAGCUCGCUCUAUGAGCUCUGGAGCCGCCUAUCUACACAAAAUCACCCAGCAGCAGCAGACCAACACAAACCUCGCAUCCAAAUCCAAUGUUGGUUCCAGCAUCUCGCAGCGUAUCAAAGCUCUCGAGAUGCUUUCUGCCAGCAGUGGUACUGAGACGCGUCCCGUCAGCCGUGAGCGCCCCCAGUCGACCUUCUUUUCCGUCAAGAAGAGUGAGCCUCUGCGUGCCCCGUCGGUGAUUGAGCGUGCGUCUUCUCUACGGAUGGCGACCCCUCCCUCCCGCGACGGCUCGGAUUCCUCGCCCGAGACCGGCCGACCACAGCGUGGGCGCUCUGGAUCCAUUUCCAACAGGUUGUCCAUGUUCCAGCCCUCGCCCGACUCAUCUCGUGGCGCGCCAGAAUCCAUCUCGGUAACAGCCAAAAUCGUACGCGACCCCGAACAACACAUGAAAGAACCCCCCAGAGACGCAUCCGGCUUCAACCCACUGGAUCUUAAGCAAUCACCUCUAUUUGUUAGCCACCAGAAGCCUACACAGGAUAUCAGCACCGCCAGUAUCGACACAUCAAUUGAUUCAUUCAAGGAUGAUGCACGCCGUGCUUCUGUCAAUAUCGUUCGUGGCCUGAUGAAGGACAAGCAGACAACCUCGGCAGACUCUGUUUCUGCUCGCUCUCCGCCUCCUGCCAACGGAUCUUUCUCACCUCGCAUGUCGUUUAGCAGUCGUCGAUCAACUGGCAAGGAAAGUGAAGAAGCUCAAUCUUCUGACCAAAACGAUCAUUCGGCCAGCGAGGACAAAUCCACUGACAACAAACUGUCUCGCGCCAGCCGCUUCAUGCGUCGUCUCUCCAACCUCUCUGGCACCCGCAGCAAGACGAACCUCACUCCCACCCUCAAGUCGCCACUUGCGCACAACGAGGACCAGCGCGCCGAGGCGUUCCGCCCCUCCACGACCGGCACCUCACCUUGGAUUGUCACGUAUCUCGGGGACGUGAACGUGCAAUUUCCCGACAACCUGCUGUGGAAGCGUCGUAAUAUAUGCAUUGACUCGCAGGGCUUCCUCGUGCUCAGCGCUUUACCCGCGCCUAGCAGCCGCGCCGCCCAAGGCACCAAGCGCUACCACCUGAGCGAGUUCCGCCCGCCGUACUGCCCGGACGUAGAGGUCCAGGAGCUCCCCAACAGUGUCGUCCUCGACUUUAUUGAGGGCACUAGCCUGCAGCUUGCCUGUGAAGAUCGCGCCGGUCAGGUCAGCGUUCUCAACGAUCUGUCCGAUGCCCACUCCAAGCAUGCCGCGCAGUUUGGCCAAUAG
Beauveria bassiana ARSEF 2860 is the source of this 3609-nucleotide messenger RNA. RefSeq names its product GPI-anchored cell surface glycoprotein. The transcript is spliced from 3 exons. NCBI's taxonomy places the organism in Eukaryota, Fungi, Ascomycota, Sordariomycetes, Hypocreales, Cordycipitaceae. The record is from RefSeq and is a predicted model, not a curated record. The coding region runs from base 1 to 3609 and encodes 1202 amino acids.